AUGGAUAAAUACAUUAGCUUGCAGGACUUGGAAGACGCAGCCACAGAGAUCUUGUCAAAACCGACUGUUGAUUACUUUAGAAGUGGAGCCACAGAGGAACAAACAUUAGCUGAAAAUAAAUUAGCUUUUCAAAGGCUGCGGAUACUCCCUAAAUGUCUUAUGGGAAUCACCGGAGCUGAUCUACGUACUACUAUCCUGGGUCAUGAAGUUUCCAUGCCUAUUGGUAUAGCUCCUUCAGCUAUGCAGCAAACCGCACACCCUGACGGCGAAGUUGCCAACGCUAAAGCUGCACAAGCGGAGGGUACUGUUUAUACUCUGAGUACUGCAUCUACUUGCUCCAUAGAAGAAGUGGCUUCAGCGGCACCAGAUGCAUUUAAAUGGUUCCAAGUUUAUGUUUUCAAAGAUAGAGAAGUCACAAGAAAAUUAGUAAUGAGAGCGGAAAAAGCCGGGUUUAAAGCAUUACUUCUUACUGUUGAUGCACCAAUUUUUGGAAUACGAAGAUCUGAACUCAGACACAAGUAUAUAUUACCAGCACAUAUGAGACUAGCUAAUUUUGAAGAAUAUUUACCCACACCAACAGAUGAGGCUAAAGAGGACAGCAUAAGAAGUUACGUCGGAGGCUUAUUUGAUAAAUCAUUGAGCUGGGAAGCUGUAGAAUGGUUAAAAAGCAUAACGAAAUUACCGAUAAUAGCAAAGGGUAUACUCCGUGCUGAUGAUGCAGUGAAGGCCGCGAAAGCAGGCUGCUCCGCCAUACUGGUGUCCAACCACGGCGCCAGGCAACUAGAUGGAGUUCCAGCGACGAUUGAAGUGUUGCCUGAAAUCGUAGACGCAGUGAAAAACUACAACUUGGAAGUGUAUUUGGAUGGGGGUGUGACGACUGGUACUGAUGUCUAUAAAGCUUUGGCGCUUGGAGCAAAAAUGGUUUUAGUUGGACGACCAGCACUAUGGGGACUCGCUGUCGGCGGGCAAGCUGGUGUUCAGAGAAUGCUCAACAUACUACGCACUGAACUUGAGACUACGGUUCAAAUAGCAGGUAUAUUCAUGAUUAGUUCUAUGUUUCUCCUAGCAAACUUUAAGUAUACGCCAUACGACCAACGCACGCCAUAG
Molecule: messenger RNA, 1107 nt
Organism: Diatraea saccharalis (sugarcane borer)
Lineage: Eukaryota; Metazoa; Arthropoda; Insecta; Lepidoptera; Crambidae
Source: the annotation of a GenBank genome assembly